Messenger RNA from Oncorhynchus mykiss (rainbow trout), 4046 nucleotides. Lineage: Eukaryota; Metazoa; Chordata; Actinopteri; Salmoniformes; Salmonidae. The record is from RefSeq and is a predicted model, not a curated record.
AGAAAAGAGCAGGUGAGAGGAUGUUCGGAUGCUGCUUGCGUUACUAAACCCGAUGAUAUUCAGCAAACAGAUACCUCAUGCACGGCGAAACGGGAGGUUACUGGCGACAGGUAGCGAGAGCACGUCGUGACAGUUGGGUUUAUGCACGGUGGUCACUUUCCCGACUGUUUUAUUCUUCAUAGACAGCAGGCGUCGAGAGAGGGCAGUAAGUCAGUGUUGGAGGUCUGUCCUGACUGAAGAGGAGACCCACUACACACACAAUCACAUCAUCAGCUUUUAAAUACACACACAUUCAUCAUAAUGGGAGGUGUAUGAUGACUGAAGCUGCAGGGCUAUGGCCAGCGAACCCCUCGAAGGCUUCCAUGAGGUCAACUUGGCGUCACCCACCACCACUGACCUCCACGGAUUGACCUCCGACACCAGACCCCAAUGUCACAGCGCCCCUUCCAGCGCCCUGUACCGUACACCCUCCCUCAGCUCCAGCCCCUGCCCCCCCAACGCCCUGCGAGCCGACCAGCUGCCCACCCAGCCCAUCUACUCUGCCCCUAGGCUACUGGGCAGCACAGAACCACACAAUGGAAGCGUUCCGGGGUUGGAACCCCCCGUCCGGUCAGAGGCGGAGUCAGCAGAAGGGGUGUUCCUGUCUGGAGAGGAAGGGGAGGAGUCUCUGAGUCUGACCAAUGACAGCCUGUCCCGCCUCCGCAGCCCCUCAGUCAUGGAGAUCAGAGAGAAAGCCAAUGAGAGACUGAAGGAGGAGCUAGCCAAGGCACAGAGGGAUGUUAAGUUGAAAGACGAGGAGUGUGAAAGGCUUUCUAAAGUCAGGGACCAACUGGGCCAGGAACUGGAGGAGCUCACUGCUAGCCUGUUUGAGGAAGCUCACAAGAUGGUGCGUGAGGCCAACAUCAAACAGUCGACGGCUGAGAAGCAGCUGAAGGAAGCUCUGAACAAGAUCGAUGUGCUCCAGGCGGAGGUGUCUGCCCUGAAGACCUUGGUCCUGUCCACGUCCCCCACCUCCCCCUGUCACGACCUUCCUGGGGGCUCCAAGACUCCCUUCAAGAAGGGUCACGGCCGCAACAAGAGUACCAGCAGCGCCAUGCUGGGCAGCGGACAGGAACUGAGCGGCACACAGCCCAUCGUACGAGACUGCAGAGAGCUGGACAGUCUCCUGUUUAGUGAGUUUAAGUUGUGGAAGGAGGAGCCCAGUCUGGAGAGGAACAGCUCCUUCCUGGAGAGAGUCUACAGAGAGGACAUCUACCCCUGUCUCACCUUCUCCAAGAGUGAGCUGGGGUCGGCCAUCUUGGAGGCAGUGGAGAGGAACACGCUCAGUGUGGAGCCGGUGGGCUUCCAGACGCUGCCUGUCGUCAAGGCCUCUGCUGUGGAGUGUGGAGGACCAAAAAAGUGUGCCCUUAGUGGCCAGACCAAAACCUGCAAGCACAGAAUCAAGUUUGGUGAUUCCAGCAACUAUUACUACGUGUCUCCUUUCUGUCGUUAUCGGAUCACGUCAGUUUGUAACUUCUUUACCUACAUCCGCUACAUCCACCAAGGGCUGGUCAAGCUGCAGGACGCAGAACAGAUGUUCUGGGAAGUGAUGCAGUUGAGGAAAGAGAUGAGUUUUGCUAAGCUGGGCUACUACAAGGAGGAACUGUGACCAACCAAUCACGAUACAGAACAGAGGGAUGCGUGUCUGAAUCUCAACCUAUCAUCAGAUGCACUCCCGUGAUGGACAGGAUAGCUCUCCAAUCAUCCUACCCUCCUGGCUCUCAGAAGGAAGAAGGACCGCCCCCAACGCUCCUCAUCGCUACCCCUUCCAAUCUCUCAUCCAAUCACGUGUCAUUUCAGGAGAGUCCUCCCAUCCUCUGUCUUCAAUACCUACAAGUAUAUGACUUAAAAUGCAUGCCCCUUACAUCCUGACUGGUCUACCAAUAACAGUGAGUAGUUAUUCAGGAUGUAAGGGGAUUGGUAGUUGACUGACUGAUCUACUAAUAACAGUGAGUAGUUAUUCAGGAAGGGGAUUGGUAGUUCAGACUGACUGAUCUACCAAUAACAGUGAGUAGUUAUUCAGGAAGGGGAUUGGUAGUUCAGACUGACUGGUCUACCAAUAACAGUGAGUAGUUAUUCAGGAAGGGGAUUGGUAGUUCAGACUGACUGGUCUACCAAUAACAGUGAGUAGUUAUUCAGGAAGGGGAUUGGUAGUUCAGACUGACUGAUCUACCAAUAACAGUGAGUAGUUAUUCAGGAAGGGGAUUGGUAGUUCAGACUGACUGGUCUACCAAUAACAGUGAAUAGUUCAUCAGGAAGGGGAUUGGUAGUUCAGACUGACUGAUCUACCAAUAACAGUGAAUAGUUAUUCAGGAUGUAAGGGGAUUGGUAGUUCAGACUGACUGAUCUACCAAUAACAGUGAAUAGUUCAUCAGGAAGGGGAUUGGUAGUUCAGUCAGUCUGUCUGGAACAUGACCAUUGCUUGUCAUUCUGAUUGGUCUGCUAGAAUGCAUAUUGGAACAGAGAGGAAGUGCUCUAAACCCAACGUCUGCUUCCAAAAUGGCACCCUGUUCACUGUAGUGCACGACUUGUGGCCCCUAUGAGCCCUGGUCAAAAGUGGUGCACUAAAUAUGGAAUAGGGUGCCAUUUGGGACACAAGACAAGUGUAAAUCGAGGCGCUCCGUCCAUCCAGCCAUCUGUGGUUAUUCUAUCCAUCCAUCUCCAGUCCGUAUUUAAAACCAGAGGACCGUAACUAUGGUGACGACCACGCUGCUGUAUGUAACUUGACUCCGUUAUUACAUGUAAGAAACGCUGAAUGAGCUCAUCUGUCCACACUACAAGGCUGAGUCACAAAUGGCACCCUAUUCCCUAUAUAGUUAACUACUGUAGUGGUGCAGUAUGCACAGCAGGGGUUCCCAAACGUUGUUUCAUUAAUUUUUUUUAUUGAGAUUGCCUUUGUUUAAAUACAACACCAGCUUCAUUUUGUUUCAUUUGAGGGACCUAGGAAAAUGACUUAUUUUAGGUAGGCAAAUUAUUUAUUUUAUUUUGUGUUUUUUAGUUAACUAGGCAAGUCAGUUAAGAACAAAUUCUCAUUUACAAUGACGGCCUACCAAGGCCAAACCCCCUAACCCUGACGACGCGGGGCCAAUUGUGCUCCACCCUAUGGGACUCCCAAUCACGUCUGGUUGCGAUACAGCCUGGAUUCGAACCAUGGUCUGUGGUGACUCCUCUAGCACUGAGAUGCAGUGCCUUAAACAGCUGCGCCACUCAGGAGCCCCCAUGAUGAUGAUGAUGAUGAUAAUAAUAAUAGAAAUAAAUAGUCUAGAUCUGAUUUCCCCAAAUGUUUUAUUACGAUCAUUUAUAUGAACCUUCAAUUUAAUUAUGCAAAUUCCAUUUUACAGGAAGUGAUUCGAUCAAUUGAUAGCGACAGAGUCACACAUUGUAUAAGAUUACUCCGCAAGCGAAGUCCAAUUUCUUUUGAAGGUCGUAAGCUUCUCAAUGUCAUAGAGACAAAGUAAAUACAUUCCCCAUGUGCAUCAGAGUCGCGUCUUCCUCUUUGUCAUUUUACUACUUGUCUCUAGCCUAAUGCAUUGCGGAGUGACGCUUCGUUUUAGAUCAGACGGUCCCGUGCCCUCCCGUGACACUUCGACGCCCCGUAUGUUUGGGACCCGGGAUGUAGAGAAUAUAGGUGCCAUUUGGGAGCAGAACAUGUGGAGGAGGAUUCUGACGAGUUCUGUCCAAUACAAGGACUUUAGAAGAAUCUGGACAAAUGUUUUGAAGGUUUUAGAAAACACAUUGAUGAUGAUGAUGAUGAAGAACAUUCUCUCUGGCUUUUUAGUUCUUUACCAACCCUUUAGUUAGAAGUAUGUAGCUGUGUCGGGGUGUGUGUGUGUGUGUACGUGUGGUGUGUGUGUGGUCUGUGAACGUUCCAAUCUAUAUACCUUUUCCUGGUUUUCCAUCCUUCCAUCCCUCCAAGUCCUCUGUUAACAUUCCAACUCCAAGCUUUCCUCAAUUUAUUUUAGUGCCUUUCUGGAACACACUGAAUUAAAAAUGGUAUACCUCUGGAA